GGCUAUUGCAGAAUGACCUUGCAUUAAGCCUUUGUGGAAGAAGCAGGAUUUAAACAUCAAUUCUUCAAUGUGCAUCCUUCUAUUCAAAUUUGACCCCCAACCAGUUUCAAAAAAUGCAUACAGGCUUAUUCUAGCAGCUAAUAGAGAUGAAUUUUACCACAGACCAUCCAAAUCGGCAGAGUUUUGGGGCAGCAGCAAUGAGAUCCUUAGUGGUCUGGAUAUGGAGGAAGGAAAAGAAGGUGGGACAUGGCUGGGAAUAAGUAAGAAAGGCAAGCUGGCAGCCCUGACAAACUAUUUGCAGCCAAAGACUGAUAAAAAUGCAAAAGGAAGAGGUGCUCUUGUGACAAACUUCUUGACUGGAGAUCUGGACAGCUACUCUUACUUGAAGACAGUCUCAAUAGAAGGGCAUCUUUACAAUGGAUUUAAUUUAUUAGCAGCUGACUUGAAUACCACCAAAGGAGAUGUAAUUUGCUACUAUGGAAACAAAGGAGAACCAGAACCUGUUUUCCUAAAUGCUGGAAUAUAUGGAUUGAGUAAUUCUCUGUUGGAUACACCAUGGAAGAAACUUGAAUAUGGGAAGCAGCUUUUCACAGAUGUGGUCAAGAGAAGUCAAGACCUUACCAAAGAAGAAUUGGUGCAGGAGCUUCUCACAGUGAUGAAUAAUCAACAGUCUCAAUUACCAGACCCUGCAAUUGAAGAGCAAGGGAAGGAUUACAUACGUCCUGUACUGAAUGAGUAUGCAGCUAUUUGUGUUCGUUGCCCAGGUUAUGGAACAAGGACUAACACAGUCCUUCUCAUUGAUUCUGAAGGAUGGGUUACUUUCACAGAGUGCAACAUGAUCAAUGUAGAAGACAACCAGUGGAAAACAAGCACCUAUGAAUUCAAACUGUACACUUAACUUUCCAUUUCAAUGGUCUGUAAUGACAGCAAUGAGAGAACAAGCCAUUAAGCACUAGUAAGUGUUUUAUGCUGGCCUCCAGAAGCUAAAAAUAGCAAGGAAAUGAAAGGUUUAAAUAAAUUGGUAGCAUACCCUAUCAAGGCGCACAAAUCCUUUGGAUAAAACCUAAAGAAACUGUUUUGACAUUAAGCAGCAA
Messenger RNA from Nestor notabilis (Kea), 1094 nucleotides. RefSeq names its product transport and golgi organization 2 homolog (Drosophila) (gene TANGO2). Gene Ontology annotation, biological process: Golgi organization; protein secretion. The coding region runs from base 68 to 898 and encodes 276 amino acids. The record is from RefSeq and is a predicted model, not a curated record. Gene Ontology annotation, cellular component: Golgi apparatus. Lineage: Eukaryota; Metazoa; Chordata; Aves; Psittaciformes; Psittacidae. The transcript has 8 exons.